This is a messenger RNA of Peronospora matthiolae, 1530 nucleotides long. The record is from the annotation of a GenBank genome assembly. NCBI's taxonomy places the organism in Eukaryota, Oomycota, Peronosporomycetes, Peronosporales, Peronosporaceae.
AUGGUAAACAAGCCCAUACGAUGCGCGAACAAGGCCGCCGAGAGCGCGUCUGCACGUCUCUGUGCGGACGCCGAAGCAGGAACAACAGCAACUGAUGUCUCAUCAAUUGCUGAAGCGACCCAGCCUGUGUCACUUGGUGAUGCAGGCGCUGGUCAUGAAGACACUCGUGUCUUCACAGAGUACGAGCUCGGUGUCUCGCACUCUCCUGAUACGGAUGACGGAUCCGUAUCGACGGCGAUUGAAUCUAAGCCGCCUGCCAAGCGUGGCAUGGACGAUGCUUUGCGUCGCAGCAUCUUUGGUUCAUCUGAUGAAUCAGAUGAACCAUCGCCGAAGCGAAGGCGCUCGAGGUCGCGAGACUCGGGCGCUAAUAGUGGUGUCGGUUCUCCUAUGGACACCACUUCACAGCGAGGUGCCAGUACUUCUGUCGGCACGUUGCAGGAAGAGCGGGACCGCAAUGUCUUGCGUCUCGCUCCAGAAAAGAAGGCAUGGAUGCCUCCAAAAUCCGUCAUGGAUCACUUGUCGGCGACGACGAGUGAUCGUUAUCGAACACGAUUGUUCGAUUCGUCAAGGAUCCAUCACCUUGACCCCAGCGCGAAAAACUAUCGCGCUGAACAUGAAUUCUUCAUCGAUGCUUUCUUUAGACAUCGAUGGAACAGUGGGAAUCACAAGCGUGAUGGUCCCUCACUACUUCAGGCGUGGAACGCCUACAUCCAUAACCUCGAGGAUGUAGGUCGUGACGCUUGUAACGACAAACUUAUCAAAGCUCGUGAUAAGUUUGAAAAGCGAACCCCGACAGGUGCACGCUACAAGCUGCAUCGUCUGUCUAAGGAGAAAGGAUUACCCUGCCGCUCUUGGGGAGACUCGUGCCCAUGUUGUGUGAACAACUCUGCACGAGCACCUAAGGAGGCUUACCUCCCUACCAGCCCGUGGUGGCGCGUACGUGUCUCUACUGAGAUGUACGAAGGGAUUGACAACCUGAAAUCCCUUUACGACCGUGCCGGGAAGACUUUCUCCGGCGGUCCUUCUGCGGCACAGGAUGUGCCGCGUCGUACUGCUCAACCAGACCCAGUACGUCGAUCAUCAGUUGGGAGCGGGGCUAUCAAGUAUCCCAGGACGGGGGAUAGCCGCGCCACCGGACGAGAUAACUCGUCCGACGUGGAGGAGGAGGGAAGAUGCUCUCCAAACUAUCGUGGGGAAGCGUGUGUCCCCGAGAGCUUAUUUGAUCGCGUAACGCAAGCGUUACGCGGAGAUAUCGAGCAUGAGCGGGACAGGCGUCCUCAACUGGCGGACACUGUCUUAAAGCAUCGAGCUGAGUUUGCCUUUGCUCAGCUUGAGAACGAGAGAGCUCUGACAUCUCUGCGUAACGAGCUAAGGGUAGCUCGUGCGAUUGUUGAUCGGUCUCGGGCUGAGAUAACUGCUCUUCAGACCCUUGUUGAUGCCCACCAUCGGGAGCACAAGGCUCUCUGCGAGAUGCUUGAGCGCAAGGGCGUUCUUCAUCGGAAGAAGCAGCGUACUGAUGGCACGGCUUAA